Messenger RNA from Mercenaria mercenaria, 1866 nucleotides. RefSeq lists its product as uncharacterized. Gene Ontology annotation, molecular function: ATP binding; cysteine-type endopeptidase inhibitor activity involved in apoptotic process. Lineage: Eukaryota; Metazoa; Mollusca; Bivalvia; Venerida; Veneridae. Gene Ontology annotation, cellular component: IPAF inflammasome complex. The transcript has 2 exons. Gene Ontology annotation, biological process: pyroptotic inflammatory response; defense response to bacterium; inflammatory response. Bases 142 to 1866 code for a protein of 574 amino acids. The record is from RefSeq and is a predicted model, not a curated record.
CUUGUUUAAGUGAGCUCGUAGUUAACUUGCGCAUGGAAAUACUUUUUAUUUUCACCUUUUCGUUACCUUUCUAAAGAAAGAAAAAUGGAUAAAUAUGAACAGUCAUGUUGCCAGACAAUAAAAUAGAAGAAACAUCUGGAAAUGGAAAGGCGCCAUAACCAGAAAGACGGUUUUAAGGAAGCGAAUGAUGCUGGGCGCGUAACAAAACAAAAUGACACUGAAGGACACAAUACAACAGAGUCAGAUAACACUGACAAUCUUUCUACAGUGAUAAAUUGCGUACAGGAAUCCAGUGAGUCAGUCCGCAACAAUUCUAAGGAAAAACAUAAUGAUAACGGACGCAAGUACUUACAAGACAGUGAACAUAAACCGGAACAGAAGUCCACUAUACAGUCGCGACAUGAUUCACACUUUGAACCUCGUAGGGACCGAGGAUAUUCAGAGGUUAAUCCUCAUGACUUUUCAGAUUGUGAACUUGUGGAGGAUUCGAGUAAUUCAAGUAAAAACCAGCGGCUCUUUACUAAAUGUGUACAAGAAACAUGUGGAUUGGAUGGACAUUCUGAAAAUACACCUAACAAUAGAUCAUUGCAAGAAUCAGACAACUCUAGCGCAGAGUCUCAGUAUCCGUCUGUAAAUGGAAACCCACAGCAAGCACUCACUACUACUGAACACUUGUGUGAAUCUGAGAUGACAGAAGCUCAAAGUAUUUGUAACAUUGAAUUCUUACAGAAGUCUGGAAAUUCUGCUGCACAGUCUAAAACUGUGUCAUGCACAGAAUACUUACAGCGUAUAUGUAGUGCUAUUGUUGAACUCCAAACUAAAACAGACAAUAAAUGUGAAAAGGAACUGUACCUGGAUAUCAAAUCUUCUACCGAUGUGUUCUGUUCUGUUUCUAAAUGUUGUAAAGCCAAACGUUACCGAAAAUUAUUAUUGAAUUUUUUUCUUCAUCAGACUGGAGUACAGUCUGAGUUUUCUGCAAACAAAAACAAGAUAGAUUCUGAGCACGAUUUAGAUCGUGAUACAUUUGUUAAAAAAUAUCUGCAGGAACUAGUUACAACCCCUGUGCAAGAUUUGUUUUAUGGCAGCCUUAUAUAUACAGUUUUGCCCGUUUCAAGAACACCGGUGACAUCUGAGCAACAGUCAACAAGUAAUUCAUCAAAUCCCUCUGGUUUCGAACCAUUACUAACUGUAAUUAACAAUAUAGCUGAAGGUAAAAGAGUCCCACCACAGAUUACUAUGAGGUAUGAAAUGUUGAGAUUUUGUACUUUGAGAUCAUACCCCAAAGAAAAUAAGCCGUUUAUAACCAGGCUAGCCGGAGCUGGUUUUUACUACGCUAACUCUGGUGAUGAAGUUGUUUGCUAUUGUUGCGCCCGGAGAAAGAGUAAUUGGAUAGAAUCUGAUAAUCCUAUGGAAAUUCAUAGACAAAUGAACCCAAACUGCAGCUUUCUCACCCGUAAUUCAGAAGUUAAUAUCCCGAUCAGACAAGUAACUGAAAGCUCGUCUGCACUAUUUACUUCAAGCACGCGCAGUUCAACGAGUGGUACACAUCUUGAAAGUAGUCCAAGAAGUAGUUACCAGAACAAUCUUGAAACUACAGUACGUAAUCACGCUUCAGUUAUAUCGGCUUCUAACUCUGAUGUCCACCGUGAUUCUACUGAAUCAACUGUCACUUCUACACCACAUACAACUACUGUGACUAGUAUACAAACUCAAGUUUCUGAAAACUCUACUACAAUGGCUGCGACCAGUGUUACCUCAUCAAGACAAACGAACCAGUCUCUAUCAGUACUCUCAGUUGAUGUUCCCGGAGCUAAAUCAGAGCACAGAUUUACAAACAGCAGUUCGGGUAUUACUUACACUGUCUAA